This is a messenger RNA of Plasmopara halstedii, 450 nucleotides long. RefSeq lists its product as uncharacterized. Bases 1 to 450 code for a protein of 149 amino acids. The record is from RefSeq and is a predicted model, not a curated record. NCBI's taxonomy places the organism in Eukaryota, Oomycota, Peronosporomycetes, Peronosporales, Peronosporaceae. The transcript has a single exon.
AUGGAGUCAUCGUCACCUAUGACCUCCAGUGCCUAUUCACCAAGUAAACAUCGAAGUAUAUGGUCCAACCGCGUACACCGUGAGCUAAAAAAGUGUCGUGCUACUAACGCUCUACCGAAUGAUGCGACUCUACAUCGUGCACAAAUCUCUGAGUCCUGUGGUGUAUGUGAAUGUGAGUUCCACUGCUUUGUGCCGUUUGUCGAAGGUUCGGAUGCACUAUCGCUGGUACCACGAAUCGAUCUGGUCGUGCAUAUGUCUUUUUCAAGCGAUAAAUUGGCGGAUGGCCUUGUGCAAUACCCCUUUCUAGCUCCUGAAGUGGAAAUAUACCAUGGCGCCUUCUACCUACCUAUCGAAAUGCGCGAACGCAAAGUAACCAAACCUGGUACUAAAGAACCCAUCACUAUGCUCAAGCUACCGUUAUCCGAAGAAUACUUGAAUUACACAACAUGA